This is a messenger RNA of Gongylonema pulchrum, 372 nucleotides long. The record is from the annotation of a GenBank genome assembly. NCBI's taxonomy places the organism in Eukaryota, Metazoa, Nematoda, Chromadorea, Rhabditida, Gongylonematidae.
AUGCCCAGAUUAAUUCGAACAGCUGGUCAAGCGUUUUGUCGCAGCCAGAUGAGGCUGUGUACAACGAAGCCAUUGGAACCGAAUGCUGAUAUGUUGCAGAAGGCCACUGUGCGGCCUACAGUCCUCAGGAACUACGUGGAUGAUUCCCUGAAGCAAAAAGAUUAUUUUGGUUUCAAGAAAAUGAUUACAGUCGAUGAUAUGUUUCACGCACGCGUACAUUAUGGCCACAAGUUCUUUGUCUCAUGUUUGUUUCUAUUGACAGCGGAGUCUAUAGCCGAGGAAGAUUUCAGAAGGGCUUUCGCAUGGUUCUCAGCUGAUUGGUCUCUUCAACUAAAUUACUUAGCAAAGCAGCGUGUCCCUGAUGUGUGUUGA